AUGGCAUCUGGCCAAGAGAAGGAUAUGGCAAGGGAGAAAGGGCCCACUGCACCCAAUGAGGUGGUGAACAAUGCUGCUGAGAUUGACCUCAAUCAAGAUGAGGCAAUGGCUGACCUUGAGUUGGAUGAUAUUGAGGACUUGGACCUGGACCUUGGAGAUGAGCACAACCAUGGUGAAGCUGAGAACCAUGGUGAAGCUGAGAACCAUGCCACUCGUGCAUUGGACGAGGUGGCCCGCAGGGCAGUGUAUGGCGCUAAGAAGCAGGCGCAGGGACCAUUUGGGUGGCCGGAGUUCUGCACCGCGCUGAAAGAGGCAUUCAUGGUCAAGAAGUCCGACCUGGAACUGCGCGAAUGCCUUGAGCAUAUCAAGUGUCAUGACCGUUCGGUGCGGGAAUAUGCGGUCGAGUUUGAGGCCGCAGCACGCUCGCUCCAGAAGCCCUUGUCUGAGGAGGAGAUGAUGCACGUCUUCAUGAAAGGCCUCCCUGUCAACCUGCAGGAGGCACACAUGAUCGGCGGCAUGACCAAUUGGACGACUUACAAGGAGAUGAAGGAGCAAGUGAUCAAAACUGACACCAUCAUUCGCACAUACAUCCAUGGUCCUGCAAAGCCAGGCCAGCAGCCCCAUGCUGAAGGCUCUGGUGGUCAGGGGAACCGGCCCCAGAAUGCGAAGGGUGGAAGCGGUUGGAACAAAAGGCCUUUCCAGCAGCGUGAUCACCAGCCUGGUCCACAGGCCAAGAGGCCUAACGGAGGGGGAGGUUAUGGCCCUAACAAGCCGGACUUCUCCGACAAGCAGUGCAGAGGUUGUGGAAGGAUGGGGCACAUCCUAAAGCACUGCCGUGACAAGAACGCUAUCAAGUAUUCUGGGAAGCCUAAGCCAGGCGGAGCUGGACCUUCUGGAAAGAAGGAUUUUCAGAAGCCCAACUAG
Messenger RNA from Closterium sp. Naga37s-1, 924 nucleotides. The record is from the annotation of a GenBank genome assembly. Lineage: Eukaryota; Viridiplantae; Streptophyta; Zygnematophyceae; Desmidiales; Closteriaceae.